This is a messenger RNA of Cryptomeria japonica (Japanese cedar), 3672 nucleotides long. RefSeq names its product DExH-box ATP-dependent RNA helicase DExH10. Lineage: Eukaryota; Viridiplantae; Streptophyta; Pinopsida; Cupressales; Cupressaceae. Gene Ontology annotation, biological process: RNA catabolic process; maturation of 5.8S rRNA. The record is from RefSeq and is a predicted model, not a curated record. The transcript has 17 exons. Gene Ontology annotation, cellular component: nucleus. Gene Ontology annotation, molecular function: ATP binding; RNA binding; RNA helicase activity. The coding region runs from base 437 to 3475 and encodes 1012 amino acids.
AAGAAUGGCCACCAUCAGCUUGCUUGUCUGCACUCCGAUCAAAACAAAAAAAACUUCAGUGACACAAAUAGCUACUCACCUAUUCAAAUAAAAUCCCCAUUCGAAAUAUAGUCAUCCGCGCCCUUUCGGACCACUUACACUUAGGGUUUUAAGUAUAUUCACAGUGAGGGUUAGCAGGAUAUAUAAACUGUGUAUGCUGGUUGCAUACAGUUGGUAAUUUGCGCGGAGACUAAAUAGCUUCGAAUCUCGCAACAACGACUAUCUGUAAUAUAGAUGGUGCGUUUUUUUGGUUUGCAGUAUAUGCACUGAAGAUUCAGAGUAUAUGCACAGUUGGAAAUUCCACUAACAGGAACGCCUCAGCGUAAGGGAACUAUUUAUAAACAUUAGCUCAUUCCUUUGACGAAUUAUUAGGAACUUUUAAACAAAGCAAGAAAAAAUGGAGGAUUCUCCAACUCUAGGUAAACGAAAGGCCGAAGAAAAUGUCGACGGCAAGAGCAACACAAGUCAUGAAGGGGGCGAUGUUCCCGGUGAGGCUGUGCAAGCCGAUCCAAAACGCCGCAACCUGGUUCGAACUUGCAUUCACGAGGUGGCAAUACCCUCGGGCUAUGUUUCCACAGUUGACGAAACCCUCCAUGGUAGCAUUUCGGAUCCCUCAUACAAGGGUCCCAUGGCGAAAACCUACCCCUUUACACUGGACCCCUUCCAGCAGGUAUCCGUGGCAUGUCUUGAGCGCAACGAGUCGGUGCUGGUUUCCGCCCAUACUUCCGCAGGGAAAACUGCUGUAGCGGAAUAUGCUAUCGCCAUGGCCUUCAGAGACAAGCAGAGAGUAAUUUAUACUUCCCCUUUGAAAGCCCUAAGUAACCAGAAGUACAGGGAGCUCAGUCAAGAGUUCUCGGAUGUUGGGUUAAUGACGGGUGAUGUCAGUUUGUCUCCCAAUGCCACGUGUCUUGUCAUGACGACUGAGAUUCUCAGAGGGAUGUUGUAUAGGGGUUCCGAGCUUCUUAAGGAGGUCGCUUGGGUUAUUUUUGAUGAAAUUCACUACAUGAAAGACAGGGAGCGCGGCGUUGUGUGGGAAGAAAGUAUAAUUUUCUUGCCCCCUGCAAUUAAAAUGGUGUUUCUGUCCGCUACCAUGUCUAACGCCACAGAAUUUGCAGAGUGGAUUUGUAAAUUACACUCUCAGCCUUGUCACGUCGUCUACACUGAUUUCAGGCCAACUCCGCUUCAGCAUUAUGCCUUUCCUAUCGGUGGUUCAGGUCUGUAUCUUGUGGUGGAUGAGAAGGAACAGUUUAGGGAAGAUAAUUUUAUGAAAUUGCAGGAGGUGUUCCCCAAGAAAAUAAUGGAUGAUGGAUUGGCACCAGCAAAGAAUGGUCUCGGUUUGCAUGGCAAUGCCAAAGGUGGGUCAAAGGGUGCAAAGCCUGCGAAAGCUCCUGGGGGAGACAUAUACAGAAUUGUGAAGAUGAUUAUGGAAAAGAAGUUUCAGCCCGUCAUUAUUUUCAGUUUUAGUCGCCGUGAAUGCGAACAGCAUGCUCUCUCUAUAAUGUCUAAGCUUGACUUCAAUUCUGAGGAAGAGAAACAAGAUGUGGAGCAAGUUUUUCAAAAUGCGAUACUAUGCCUUAAUGAGGAAGACAGAAAUCUUCCAGCUGUGGAAUUAAUGCUUCCAAUGCUGAGAAGGGGCAUUGCAGUACAUCAUUCGGGUCUUUUACCAAUUAUUAAAGAGUUGGUUGAGCUUCUUUUUCAGGAAGGUCUUGUAAAAGCUCUUUUUGCUACAGAAACGUUUGCAAUGGGACUGAAUAUGCCUGCAAAGACUGUGGUGUUUACACAGCUUAGAAAAUUUGAUGGUGAUAACCAUCGCUGGAUGGCUUCUGGAGAAUAUAUACAGAUGAGUGGCAGAGCUGGAAGACGAGGAAAAGAUGAACGUGGCAUCUCUAUUAUCAUAGUUGAUGAACAGAUGGAGAUGAAAACGUGCAAGGAAAUGAUCAUGGGAAAACCUGCACCGUUAGUUAGUACGUUCAGAUUAAGUUACUACACGUUGUUAAAUUUGAUGAGUCGAGCUGAGGGCCAGUUUGAUCAAGAAUAUGUGAUAAAAAAUUCUUUCCAUCAGUUUCAACAUGAGAAGGCACUACCUGAAGUUGAAGCAAGGGUCUCCAAGCUAGAGCAGGAAGCAGCCAUACUUGAUGCAUCAGAGGAGGCCGCACUUGCAGAGUACCAUAAAUUAAGGCUUCAUAUAUCUCAGCUAGAGAAGCAAAUGAUGCAUGAAAUAUCCAGGCCUGAGAGGGUUCUUCUGUUUUUGGUACCUGGUAGACUGGUGAAGGUAAGAGACGGUGUCACUGAAUGGGGGUGGGGAGUAAUUGUAAAUACAGUGAAAAAGCCACCGGCAUCUGGUAUAUUACCUUCUACAAUAUUGACUAAUCGAACUAGUAGUUAUUUAGUGGACACUCUUCUACACUGUACUUCUACAAUGACAAGUGAUGGUCCCCGUCCAAAGCCACGUCCUGCUCUUCCUGGUCAGAAAGGUGAAAUGCAUGUGGUGCCUGUUCAACUGCCACUCAUAUGCUCGCUCAGUGCAUUGAGAGUUGCUAUUCCCCAAGAUCUACGGCCACCAGAAGCAAGACAGAGUGUCCUUAUGGCAGUGCAAGAGCUAGAGAAAAGAUUUCCAAAAGGACUCCCAAAGCUUGAUCCUAUUGAGGAUAUGGGUAUUGAUGAUCCUGAUUUUGUAAAGAUUGUAAAGGAAGUUGAAGAGACUGAACAAAAACUGCUUUGUCAUCCAAUGCAUAAGUCUGAACAGGAUGAGAACCAGUAUAAGUCAUUUCAAAGAAAAGCAGAAUUAAAUAAUGAAGCUCAUCAACUUCGUUUGAAGAUGCGUGAAUCUCAGCUUCAUAAAUUUAGGGAAGAAUUAAGAAAUCGCUCAAGAGUACUUAAGCGACUUGGACACAUUGAUGCUGAUGGUGUGGUGCAAUUGAAAGGACGGGCUGCAUGUUUUAUAGACACAGGAGAUGAGCUCCUUGCAACAGAACUGAUGUUCAAUGGCAUAUUCAAUGAGCUAGACCAUCAUCAAGUAGCGUCACUUGCAAGCUGUUUCAUUCCGUGUGACAAAUCAAAUGAUGUUAUACAUCUGAGUAAGGAGCUUGAAAAGCCAUUACAACAACUUCAGGAUAGUGCACGACGGAUUGCAGAGGUGCAGCGCGAGUGCAAGUUAGAUGUAAACCCGGAGGAAUAUGUUGAGUCAAUAAGCCGUCCAUAUCUGAUGGAUAUUAUUUACCAUUGGUCUAAGGGUGCUUCAUUUGCAGAAGUUACCAGUAGGACAGAUGUGUUUGAGGGCAGUAUUAUACGCACAACCAGGAGGUUGGAGGAGUUCCUGAAUCAGCUGAAAGCUGCAGCAAAUGCAAUUGGAGAUGCAGCACUAGAGAAGAAAUUCGAGGCUAGCAGUGGAAGCAUUCGACAUGGCAUUAUUUUUGCCAAUUCAUUGUAUUUGUAGCUGAAAAGAAAGCAAUUAAUUUGUUAUACUCAUUCUUGCGGAAGUUGUUGCAAUUGCUGCAGGUCUCUUUGCAUGACCUGUUGAGGUUUUUUUUUUUGCUGACAUGGACAAACUGUACACUGAUGGUUAACCUGAAGUUGGUAUUAUGGACUACAGUUAUAGGAAUUAAUAAAAUAUACCUUUUUUGACUUGUUCAA